Messenger RNA from Brassica napus (rape), 784 nucleotides. RefSeq names its product keratinocyte-associated protein 2. Bases 233 to 601 code for a protein of 122 amino acids. Lineage: Eukaryota; Viridiplantae; Streptophyta; Magnoliopsida; Brassicales; Brassicaceae. The record is from RefSeq and is a predicted model, not a curated record. The transcript has 4 exons.
GGCAUUUCUGUAGUAAGAUACGAUAAUUACGGGGUCUAUCGUCACUUUAGUAUUACUCCUCCUCGUCGGUCGUCUUCUUCAUUUGUCCGUGAAGCUGAGGAGAAGUGACGAGAAGAGGGAAGCUCCGAUCUGUUAGGGUUAUUUUAUUUCAAGGUAAUCAAUCACAUUCUCCAAUCAUUCAAAAGGUUUACGCUCUAGAUCUUUCAUUUCCGGAAGAGUUAAGGAGAAAUAAAUGGCGGCGGGACCGGGAGGUGGAAGAUCGAUGCUUGGAUCCAUGCUUCUGUUUACGGUGGUCCUCUCGCUUCAAGAAGUGUAUAGAGGGAAAUUAGCUUCUUCGGAGCUGUUCACGAUCCUUGGAGGCUUCACUAGCUCACUCCUCUUUCUCUUCUCUCUCACAUUCAUAGGAAAUCUCCAGGAGUCUUCUGGCACGAAGAGUAGCUGGGGUGCAGUGGUUAUUGCGGAGAUCAUAGCUCUUGUAGCUGCUAGCACGGUGCAUCGAGUUUGUAUUACAACCUGUUUUUUGUUCUCUGCUGGGCUGUUAUACGAGAUGAACAAGAUCUCUGGAUACAUGCUCUCUGAGUCAAAAUCUAAAAAACAUUGAAUUAGAGAACAGGAUAAUGUGUUUAUUUUUGUUUAGCACUAAAAGAUUCAAGGAUACUUCCAACUUCAUGAACUAAAGACUUAGAAUUUCUGCAUCUUAUGCUUGGUCGAUUUUGUACUUGUGUUUAUGACUCUAUGUUCUUGGAGAAAGUUAGUCAAAUAAUAUAUAUCUAGUUUUGAAUUA